Messenger RNA from Pochonia chlamydosporia 170, 225 nucleotides. RefSeq lists its product as hypothetical. The record is from RefSeq and is a predicted model, not a curated record. Lineage: Eukaryota; Fungi; Ascomycota; Sordariomycetes; Hypocreales; Clavicipitaceae. The transcript has 3 exons. The coding region runs from base 1 to 225 and encodes 74 amino acids.
AUGGCUGGAAAUCAAAAUCCUGGAAAUUUUGCCAACCGCCCAAAGGACGAGGUCCAGGAGAUCGCAUCAAAGGGAGGACAGGCGAGCCAGUCAAGCGGCUUUGCUACCAUGGAUGCCAAUAAGCAGAGAGACAUUGCCUCCCAAGGAGGCCACGCAUCUCAUGGCUCAUUUGAACCUGGAAGCGAGAAGGCUAGGGAAGCUGGCAGAAAGGGCGGGUCCAAGUAG